Molecule: messenger RNA, 2987 nt
Organism: Pelobates fuscus (common spadefoot toad)
Lineage: Eukaryota; Metazoa; Chordata; Amphibia; Anura; Pelobatidae
Gene: MMP24
Product: matrix metallopeptidase 24
Exons: 9
Coding region: 366-2177 (603 amino acids)
Biological process (GO): proteolysis; extracellular matrix organization; collagen catabolic process
Cellular component (GO): extracellular matrix
Molecular function (GO): zinc ion binding; metalloendopeptidase activity
Source: RefSeq, a predicted model, not a curated record
UGAUGUGAGCAGGGUGCUCGGUGCGCCCGCCGAGGUCAGCCCGCCCCUCCCUGCCAUUGUCCCGGGGAUGGGCGCCUUACCUGUGCACACAGUGCGGCCCUGGCUUCCUGAUCAGUCCCCCAGCCAAGCUGUGUCUGCCCUGGGCGCGGCAUCAAGGAGCCCUACAGCAUCCAGGGGUGUCAUGGGUCCUAAAUAAAUCCCCCCCUUGUGCACCCCAACACACAACUGCUUCACCCCCUCCUCUCUCUCUCUGCCUCCCCAGCUAUGGGCAUGUGAUGCUGUGACCCCCCCUUUACCCCAAAUGUAGCAGAGAGACUUGGUACCCCCCCUCCCUACCUCCCCAAACACAAACCAGAGCCACCGUUAUGGCUGAAACUGGAAUCCAGAGACGGAAACCUAAGAUUCUGGGAUUUUGUAUCAAAACCUGUUUUUUACAAUUUUUUGUCGUCUCGGUUUUUGGAGAGGAGAAGACCUUCAUUGUAGAGAGUUGGUUAAAAACGUAUGGCUACUUGCUUCCAUACGAUAUCAGAAUUUCAGCUUUACAUUCAGGAAAAGCUAUGCAGUCUGCAGUUGCAACAAUGCAGCAGUUCUAUGGGAUUCCAGUGACUGGCGUGCUGGACCAAACUACAAUUGGGUGGAUGAAAAAACCACGCUGUGGGGUACCUGACCUUCCACAUUUAAGCCAUAGAAGAAGGAAUAAGCGAUAUGCACUAACAGGACAAAAAUGGAGGCAAAAGCACAUCACAUACAGCAUACACAACUAUACUCCCAAGGUCGGAGAGCUGGACACCCGUCGAGCUAUUCGACAAGCUUUUGACGUAUGGCAGAAAGUCACUCCACUGACAUUCGAAGAGGUCCCGUACCAUGAGAUUAAAAAUGAACGGAAAGAGGCUGACAUUAUGAUAUUUUUUGCCUCUGGUUUUCAUGGAGACAGUUCUCCGUUUGACGGAGAAGGUGGUUUUUUAGCACAUGCCUAUUUUCCUGGACCUGGUAUAGGAGGUGAUACUCAUUUUGAUUCCGAUGAGCCAUGGACGCUAGGGAACUCAAACCACGAUGGUAAUGAUCUAUUUCUUGUUGCUGUCCAUGAGCUUGGUCAUGCCUUAGGGCUGGAGCACUCCAAUGACCCUAGUGCCAUAAUGGCCCCUUUCUACCAAUAUAUGGAUACGCAUAACUUUAAGCUUCCCCAGGAUGAUUUACAAGGAAUUCAGAAAAUCUAUGGCCCUCCUGCCCAAACGAUGGAGCCUACCAGACCGUUACCAACCCUACCUCCACGUAGGAUCCAUUCCACCUCAGAAAGAAAGCAUGAAAGACAGCCUAGACCUCCUCGACCUCCACCAGGAGACAAGCCUUCUAGUCCUGGCUCCAGACCUAAUAUAUGUGAUGGAAAUUUUAAUACAGUGGCACUUUUUCGCGGUGAAAUGUUUGUCUUUAAGGAUCGUUGGUUUUGGCGUCUUCGUAAUAACAAAGUACAAGAAGGUUACCCAAUGCAAAUUGAACAGUUCUGGAAAGGUCUCCCUGCAAAAAUAGACGCGGCAUACGAGCGAUCAGAUGGGAAAUUUGUCUUCUUUAAAGGGGACAAGUACUGGGUCUUUAAGGAAGUCACGGCUGAACCAGGUUACCCUCACAGCUUAGUGGAGUUGGGAAGCUGUCUCCCUCGUGAAGGUAUUGACACGGCUUUGCGAUGGGAUCUUGUAGGCAAAACUUACUUCUUUAAGGGGGACAGAUACUGGCGCUAUAAUGAAGACAAAAGGGCCGCAGAUCCAGGAUAUCCCAAAUCUAUCAGUAUCUGGAAAGGAAUCCCAGAGUCACCGCAAGGAGCCUUUGUAAGCAAAGAAGGAUCUUAUACAUAUUUCUAUAAAGGAAAAGAGUACUGGAAAUUUGAUAAUCAAAAACUGAAUGUGGAACUAGGUUACCCAAGGUCGAUCGUUAAAGAUUGGAUGGGCUGCAACUUGAAAGACCUUGAAAGUGGCAAAGACCGGCAUCUUCCGCAUGACGACGUGGAUAUUAUGGUUACAAUAAAUGAUGUGCCCAGCACCGUAAACGCUAUAGCAGUGGUAAUUCCAUGUAUAUUGUCAUUGUGCAUACUUGUCUUGGUAUAUACUAUUUUCCAAUUUAAAAACAAAGGGGUACAGCAAAAUGUUACUUACUACAGACGCCCAGUACAGGAAUGGGUAUGACAAGAUAUGGAACGUUUUUUUGAUUUUGCAUUUUAGUUUCAACGAGGGCUAAAAGGAUACUUGGAUCAUAAGUCCAUCUGUCGAACUUUGUAACAGACAGGAAUUACUGAAGAUCCUGGUGUUUACCAGUAAAGAAAGACAAUAAGGAAUUCAGAGAUGGCCUUACACAAUGGAGCCUCUUAACAUUUUUCCUGCCUCAUAUUCGUAUCUUUUCUUAGUGUGCCAUUUUUCAGGUCCACUUCGUGAGUGCCAGGUUCUUUACUUGGAAUUUAUUCACAAAAAAAAAAAGAACAAAACACAACAGGAUGUAUCUGACUGAGAACACAUCUUCGAACCAGCUUUCUCCAUGAAAAGUCAGAUACUUCCAAAUAAACUUCUUUCUAUAGAUUUGAAAAGAAACAGUUCAAGGAUGAGUUUCUCUGAUCCGGCAAAAGGAUCGUCACUGCAAAAUGUCUUUUAAGUGACAAGCCAUUCUGAGGAACUGGUGUUUUUAAAUGCACAAAAAAAAAAAAAAACUCACCAUUUUUCAAGCCCUGCUGGUCAGAAAUAUUACACACAAUGGUUGUUAAAUAUAGAUUAUUGAAUUUGAAAAAAAAAAAAACUACUAAGUAAUAAUUGUAAACAUUUCAGAAUCUGUCUUUCUUGCAGGUUGAUAUCUCAUUAUCAAAGAAGAAAUGGAGGAUAGAAUUUCUAAUUCAUAUUCAUCCACAAUGAUCACUGGCUAAUGUUAUAUUCCUGUAGAAGCCUACAAGAAAGUGAAAUAAAACACAAAUAUUACAAUAAAACCAUGAAUUUGUUGAUUCUGACAAA